AUGCCUGCUCACUACCGCAGCUUCCGAGGCAGCCUCCCCUGGCUGAUCCUCCUCCUGCAGGCUCUCUUCCUCCUCCUCUUCUACUUCUUCAUCCCAGAUGGUGCAACAAACACACCCACCUUUGCCUAUGCAGCUUUUCAAGAUGUCAACCACAUGCUGGUGUUUGGCUUUGGCUUCUCCUUCCUGUUCCUCAGAAGGUUUGGGUUUAGCAGCAUUGGAUUUAACCUCCUGCUCGUUGUGCUGGGUGUGCAGUGCUCUGUGCUGGCAGAAGAGGCAUUCUCUGGCCUUCUUCAAGGGCAGAGGCUGGAUGGCCUCAAAAGAAUAACAAAGGCUGUUGUGAGCAUGACUGCUGUGGUCAUCUCCACUGGAGCUGUUCUUGGGAAGGCCAAUCCUGUGCAGCUGAUCCUGAUGGCAGUUGUGGAGAUCAUAGCCUUCCAUGGGAGCAGAGGGAUGAGCCAAGUGUUCCUGCAGCUUCCAGACAGCAUCACCAUGAGGCAGGGUCACCUCUUUGGAGCCUGCUUUGGCCUGGCAGUCUCCUCACGUUUCCCUGAGCCAGCCCCAGGGGCUGAGAAGAGCAGGAGGACCCCAAAGGCAGAGCUGUUCUCCAUGCUGGGCACUCUCUUCCUGUGGGUGUUCUGGCCAAGCUUCAACCUGGUGCUGGAUGUGGAGGGCAGGAGCAGAACCAUCUCCAACACCUACUUUGCCCUGGCAGCCAGCACUGUGGCUGCCUUUGUGCUGUCUGCUCUGACCACAAGGGAUGGGAAAUUCCAGAUGAGCCACAUCCAGAGUGCAGUGCUGGCUGGAGGGGUUGCUGUGGGUUCUACAGCUCACAGCAUUGAGUCCCCUUGGAUUGCAAUGGUCCUGGGCCUGCUUGCCAGCCUGCUAACCAUCCUGGGGGCCUACUGCCUGCAGAGAUGCUUGAACCCUGCUCUCAAGAUCCAUGACACCUCUGGAGUUCAUUUCACUUUUGGCUUGCCUGCAGUGCUUGGAGGCCUUGCCCAGGUUGUUCUCUUGGUGGUCCACAACUGGGACAAUUUACCAAGACUGGGUGCCUUGGUGAUGAUUCAUGUUGGAGCCUUCUGCCUGACCAUCAGUGUGGCCUCAAUCACAGGCUUCCUUACAGGAUCCAUCUUAAACCUCAGAGUGUUUAAGACCAGCCCUGUGUCCAAGUACUUUGAAGACCAAUGUUACUGGGAGUUUCCCCACUUGGCUGUUGGAUUUUGAAUGGAAGAAGCCCUGAGGAUGGAAUGGGAAUGGAGGAAUCCUUGAGGAUGGCUUUGGAAGAAGCCCUGA
Dryobates pubescens (Downy woodpecker) is the source of this 1293-nucleotide messenger RNA. RefSeq names its product Rh blood group CcEe antigens (gene RHCE). The coding region runs from base 1 to 1224 and encodes 407 amino acids. NCBI's taxonomy places the organism in Eukaryota, Metazoa, Chordata, Aves, Piciformes, Picidae. The transcript is spliced from 10 exons. Gene Ontology annotation, biological process: ammonium transmembrane transport; ammonium homeostasis. Gene Ontology annotation, cellular component: plasma membrane. The record is from RefSeq and is a predicted model, not a curated record. Gene Ontology annotation, molecular function: ammonium channel activity.